Messenger RNA from Labrus mixtus (cuckoo wrasse), 2334 nucleotides. RefSeq names its product tumor necrosis factor receptor superfamily member 5. The record is from RefSeq and is a predicted model, not a curated record. The transcript is spliced from 9 exons. Gene Ontology annotation, molecular function: CD154 receptor binding; transmembrane signaling receptor activity; antigen binding. Lineage: Eukaryota; Metazoa; Chordata; Actinopteri; Labriformes; Labridae. The coding region runs from base 357 to 1349 and encodes 330 amino acids. Gene Ontology annotation, biological process: immune response-regulating cell surface receptor signaling pathway; TRIF-dependent toll-like receptor signaling pathway; defense response to protozoan. Gene Ontology annotation, cellular component: CD40 receptor complex; external side of plasma membrane; membrane.
GAGAGAGACAGAAACAGAGACAGAAACAGAGACAGAGACAGAGACAGAGAGAGAGUGACGGAGCAGAUAAGGCCACUGGGGUUUUCCACUGUGUAGGAUUAGAAAGCUUUAGAAGUAAGUAAGGCUUUAGUCACAGACAGAUCAGCCAGAAAGAGAGUCAAGGUAGAAGAGCGUAAGGUUGACACAAAGAGAGGAAAGGAAACGAGAUUGUAUCUCGAGUGAUGCUCUGUCAGCUUAGAUCGUGAACAGGUUUCAUUUGAAAGGUUAGGAGCAGGUUUAAAAGAAAGAGAGUUUUCAUAGUCUUGAUUUGAGACAUUUUUCAAACAUUUGGAGGAUUCACUGAAUGGGCCACAAAGAUGAACUGUACAAGAGAGGAUAAAUACCUCAAAGAUGAGAGAUGCUGCGAUAAAUGCCCUGCAGGAUCUUAUGUUAGAGCAGAAUGUGACAACACAAAGAAGACCGAGUGUGGCGAGUGUGGACGUGGGUUCUUCACGGCCACCAAAAAUUACAUGUUCAAAUGUCUAGCCUGUAGGAACUGCAGUCUUGAGAAGAACCGGAGGAAGGUAAAGGACUGUGAUGCUCAUGAGGACACAGUGUGUGAGUGUGAGACUGGUUUCUUCUGUAAAAAUGAUCAGUGUGACCACUGCCAGAAAGUUAAGACCUGCGGUCUGGGCCAAGGUGUCAAAGCUAAAGCCACUCGCACAAAUGACACUAUGUGUGCAGACUGUGAAAAAGGGACCUUCAGCAACGUAACAGAUUUCCACUCAGCCUGUCAAACACACACCAGGUGUGAGGACUUGGGAAGAGUAUUGAAAACUCUAGGAACCCCGAAAGCUGAUGCCAUCUGUGGUAACUUCAUAUCUGAUUGUCGCUGGAUCAUUCCUGCAGGCCUGUGGUCAGGACUUGUGUUGACGGUACUCGUCCUGUUUGGUCUCAUCUGCUGGAGGUCAAAACGCAAGUCAUGCAGAUCAGUGAACCUAUGUGCCAAUGCUGGAAUUUACUCAAAAAAUACAACUGCCAGUCCUGGUGACCCUGUUACCUAUAUUGAAAUGAUUCCAGCAGAUCCAGUCAGUCCUCUGAAGCUGCCUUUACCGUCCAAUGAGCAGAACGGUCACUGCCCAGAGAGCUACAUGGAAGAGGGCUGCAAGCUACCGCUUUUUACCACAGAUGAUAAUGUGUGCACAGAAGACAGCGUGGACAGCAGCCUUCCUAUAACUCCACUGAAGGCUUCGGUUUCCUUUGCUGAAUCAAGCCAGGGCAAUGGAAGUGCUGGAUACUGCACGGCAAACUUGCUCAGGACCUACUCAGAGCCUCAGGAGGACGAGUGGUGUGGGACUGAGGGGUCAUAACAGGACUCUGACAGAGCUCAGAGUCCAUGAAAACUAUUUUUUAAUCUUUUAACUGGAUUUAUUUAUCCUGGGUUGAAAAAAAAAAAAAAGAGUUUCUCUGAGAUUAGAGAUUUGAGUUUCUCUGUUUGAGGAGAGGUUACAGUGGUUGAUUGUUUUACUGCCCCCUGCAGGAUGUUAAAGAGAACUUUCUUAAAGCAGAGAAAAGUUCUUAAAAAAGGAGUUUAUCAAGUGAAGGCAGGGAUGUCUGCCAUGUUUGGCUUCAUGCCUUUUUAUCUGUCUCAUCUUAUUCUUGACUUUUUUUUACUUUAAGCAAAACUCAUGUACAUUUAUGAAUGUCUGUGUAGCCGGAUGUAGCGAAUUCCUCUGGAGAUUCAACGUUGAAAAAACUAUUUAAAAAACUAUAUCACUUAACUACAGAGAUCCUGAAGUUCAAAAAUGGAAAAAAAAAACAUGUGUGUACACAAGUUAAUUAAUCAAUCAUCAUAAUAAUUCAAUCAUUUUUACUUUUUGGAACUUCAGGGUCUCCGUACUAAACCACCCGAUUACACUGAGUAAAUUAACAACCACACAGAUAGACACACCUGUCUAUUUUGAGUCAGUCCCACAUUUAGCUGCUGACAAUUUGUUCUUUCACAUUAUAUUAACCCAACCCACAAAUGGGCCAACAUUUGCUAACAAACUGCAUUUCUAAGCAGCUUUAAAAAAGUUUAUUUUGAAAAUAAUAAACCUACAUGUCUUGUUUUUGAAAAAAUGUAUGCAAGAGAAAAAAAGUUUUCCUUUGAGCUCGUAGGGUGAGAACAAAAAAAAGAGCACAACAUCGUUCCACUUUGAGAAAAAAGAAACUGAACAGACUGUAAAUGAGACAAAAGAAGGAAACUCUGAAUGAUCCUUUAAUCUAAGCUAUUUCUUUGUUAUUAUGUUUAAAGGAUAUUUUAUUUAAUUAAUUUAUCACAAUAAACUAGUGCAAUGUCUGCCAUCAAAUGUC